AUGGCCACGCCCCGGCUUCCGUUCCUCUACCCGAGUUUGAUGCGUGCUGUUCGCUCAUGCGAACCAAACACGUAUCGAUCUCUUCGAUAUGCCGGGCUCAGACACGGUUUCCAUACUACCCGCCGACGGGGGCAAGAAACCUACCAGCGGCGUUAUGGACCAGCCGUUGAGCGCAACCUGCCUCCCCCAUCCCGGCCCAAGGAUGGCCAAUCGACUCAGAACCCGGACGAAGCAGUGACUGGAAAGGAGGGAGCUCAUACGACGGAACAAAAUGUCCCAGUGUCAGAAGAGUUGCAAUCACAAUCGCAGUCGGAGUCACAAUCACCUCCGGAGAAAUCGCAGUCGGAGUCACAAUCACCUCCGGAGAACAUUCACACGGACAGCGCAGAUGCUGCUGCUUCUAAUGCGUCGGAGCAAGCUGCCGCCGAGUCAACGAAACACCACGCCAUACUGGAACCAGCGCGCGAUGAGCAUGACGCUUCCGCCGAGACCGAGACAACUAAUGCCUUCACCCCUCCACCCUCCAUGUCUGCAUCCGGUGAAGUCGGGGAGGAGAUGUCUCAGAUGCCGCCAUACAUGAAUCGCAGCGCUUUCGAAGAAGUCUACCACAUGCCCUCCCCGCCCACAGGCCUCACACAAACGGAAACGCAAGCGUCACACAAGCCGCCGCACAUGAGCCCGGCGCCUUACGUACACCAUUUCGAUACCUACUCCCUUGUUCUCGAUCUCUCAAAGGGCGGAUACAGCAGCGAACAGUCUAUUACUAUCAUGAAAGCAGUCCGCACCAUCCUCCAGAAUAACCUCGACUUCGCCAAGCAGAGCUUGACCUCCAAGUCAGACGUGGAGAAUGAAGAGUAUCUUUUCAAAGCAGCUUGCUCGGAGCUACAACAAUCCUUGCAGACUGCACGGAACUCCGAGGUUCAAAGGCAGCGUGCAUCCCGGACACAGCUGGAGCAUGAAACGGAUAUCUUGUCCCAGCGCCUCAACCAGGAGCUCUCCGGUAUGAAGGAUGACAUCAAGGGCAUGUUCAAUGACCAUAAGAUGGCCACGCGUGAGAACCAGCGCAUCAUUGAUACUAUGGUUCAGGAGUUGAACUAUAAGAUCACUGUCUCGCUCAACAGCGAUGGAAAGAGUGAGAUCGAGGGUCUGCGUUGGGUUCUGACAAGACGCGCGGCUUUGACAAUAGGCAUCUGUGCCUUCAUGAUCAUCGUCUUCCUCAAAUAUUCCUCUGUACGCAGAGUCCAGGAGCCCAAGCAAGUCAAGGAGGUUGAAAAGCCUGUUACUAAGGAAAUCACCACUGAAACUCGGGUUGUCCACGAUGCCGGAGUCCAGUCCGAGAUGUCACCUGUUGUCGUCGAGGCACACCUUGGUGAAGCUUUGGGUUAA
Molecule: messenger RNA, 1386 nt
Organism: Penicillium subrubescens
Lineage: Eukaryota; Fungi; Ascomycota; Eurotiomycetes; Eurotiales; Aspergillaceae
Product: CCDC90 family protein
Exons: 2
Coding region: 1-1386 (461 amino acids)
Cellular component (GO): mitochondrion
Source: RefSeq, a predicted model, not a curated record